AUGGAAACUCCCGAAGUUCAAGCGAAGAAGCGAAGAAGCGGAGAAGCGAAGAAGCGAAGAAGCGGAGAAGCGGAGAAGCGAAGAAGCGAAGAAGCGAAGAAGCGAGAAGCGAAGAAGCGAAGAAGCGAAGAAGCGAAGAAGCGGAGAAGCGAAGAAGCGAAGAGAAGGAGAAGCGGAGAAUCUGAGAAGCGGAGAAGCGAAGAAGCGGAGAAGCGAAGGAAGAAGCGAAGAAGCGAGAAGCGGAGAAGCGAAGAAGCGAGAAGCGGAGAAGCGGAGAAGCGAAGAAGCGGAGAAGCGAAGAAGCGAAGAAGCGAAGAAGCGAAGAAGCGAAGAAGCGAAGAAGCGAAGAAGCGGAGAAGCGGAGAAUCUGAGAAGCGAAGGAGCGAAGAAGCGAAGAAGCGAAGAAGCGAAGAAGCGGAGAAGCGGAGAAGCGGAGAAGCGAAGAAGCGGAGAAGCGAAGAAGCGGAGAAGCGGAGAAGCGGAGAAGCGGAGAAUCUGAGAAGUGAAGGAGCGAAGAAGCGAAGAAGCGAAGAAGCGAAGAAGCGGAGAAGCGGAGAAGCGGAGAAGCGAAGAAGCGGAGAAGCGAAGAAGCGGAGAAGCGGAGAAGCGAAGAAGCGAGAGAAGGAGAAGCGAAGAAGCGGAGAAGUGGAGAAGCGAAGAAGCGGAGAAGAAGCAAUGCAUUUGCUGCCAUAA
This is a messenger RNA of Macrobrachium nipponense, 693 nucleotides long. RefSeq lists its product as uncharacterized. The record is from RefSeq and is a predicted model, not a curated record. The transcript has a single exon. NCBI's taxonomy places the organism in Eukaryota, Metazoa, Arthropoda, Malacostraca, Decapoda, Palaemonidae. Gene Ontology annotation, molecular function: DNA binding. Bases 1 to 693 code for a protein of 230 amino acids.